Messenger RNA from Stylonychia lemnae, 2085 nucleotides. The record is from the annotation of a GenBank genome assembly. NCBI's taxonomy places the organism in Eukaryota, Ciliophora, Spirotrichea, Sporadotrichida, Oxytrichidae.
AUGGAUAGUUUAAGAAGAAAAGCAAGAGGAAAGAUUCGUAUAAAAUUAUCAAAGAAGAUGCAAGUGCUCUUUUUAGCUAGAGUCCCUAAAAGAAAAGUAUUGACUAUUAAAAUGAGGAUUCUCAAAUAAGAAGUAAUUAUCGAAGUAAUAAGACUAAUCUAGAUAUCUUAUCAUUAGGGUUAGCGUUUUCGCGACCUCGAAGGCAAAUUAAGAAACCCACGUUUUUCUAAUUAUGAGAAAGGUUUGAAUACAGACAGUGGAUAUUAGCUAAUAGAGUGUGUUAAGUAUGGCAAGACUAACGAGUAAAAAAUGAAAGUAUAUGUUACAACGACUGCGUUAUUGCAGAUUCAGAUUCACUGUCAUGUUCUUAAAAAAGAGAUAAUAGGAUUUGUAGGAGGCUAUAACUUUUUAAACGAAAGGAAAAAGACUCAGACUCUAGUUAUUACUGAGGCAUAUCCUGGUGAUCCAACUUCUUUCAAUUAGUUGACUGCCGAAGAAUAAAAGGAUUUAGAGAGGAAUGUGGAAAUAUCCCCUGAAUCUUAUCACCCUUUUUUUGAACCUUCACCUAGCUAAGUUGAUAUUGAGAAUCAUUCAAAUCAUUAAAGAGAGUUCUCAAAAUCUAAGAUGCCUUACAUAGGUAUAAUUGCUGCUCCCUUUAAUAAUCCAAAUCAUAAGAAACGGUUGUCAAAAUCGAAGUAAGAUUAGUUGUCUUAGUCUGAUUCAAAUAUUGAGUCUCAGAAUUCUUAAGAGUCAGAUAAUCAAUCUCAGCAGCGCUAAAUUGAGAGUUUUAAAUAGCUCCUUUAACUAAAAUUAUUCCAUAAUGAUGAUGAAGAUGAAGCAAUGCCUUAUGAGUUAGAUUACUAAAUCCUACAAGAAAAAUAUAUUAAGAAGAGGAUAAUGGCUAAAAUAUUUCGAACUUUUGACAACUAAAUUGAGUAGGAGUCAAAGACAUUGAUUCCAUUCAAUGAGCCACUCUUUAUCAAUCAAGCUAAUAGAAACGAAUAAAUGAUUACAAAAGGAGAAAAGUUGAUGAAAGUUAUUACUGAUACUUUGACAUUGAACAAAAAAUUAGUUAAUGAUCAGGAUAUAGAUUAUAAAGAUUUCAGCAAAGUUUUUAGAAAUAAACUAAGGAGAGAUGGUUCUGUUAUUCCAGUCAUAAUGAAUGAAUAAUAAGUGCUAGAAAAACAAAAACGACCUUCAAAGACUAUAGAUAUUACAAAUUUAAUUGAGAUUUAAAGUUUUGAGAAGCGAAUAAAGGAACUUAUUAAGAAGUAAGUAGAUAAAAGGAAGUAAAUCAAGUAAAAGUUAAACUAAAAGAGAAUGAUUGCACAAACAACCCAAUAAAAUUCAAAGGUAGAGGAGUGUAAUAGUAUUUCGAGUUUCAGUGAUGUUGUUAGCAGUAGUUCCAGUAGAGAAGAUCUCAGUGAAAUAUCGGAUGCAAACGAGAAUUACACUAGUCCAAGUCCAAGCUCAGAAUCAAUUAAAGAUUCAAAAAGCAAAAAUAAAUCAAAUCAAGAAACUCAAAAAAAAGAGAGUUUUCCUGCGGACUAUUGUUUCUCAGAUGAAGAUUCAAUUUAGCAUGAUAAGGUAGCUCAAAUAAGAAAAGACCAGUUUCAAAACACAAAUAAUAGAUAGUCGGAAAUAAAUUUUGAUCCUGGCCCAAUUGAGUGUCUCAAUGAGGAAUACGAGCUAAUGGAUCUAUAGGUUUAUAAGCCAUUGAAGAAAGAUCUAACAAACAAGUCAAAAGAAACUACUUACAUUAUUGAUAGUCUAAAAGAUUAAGAAAGUAGCUGCCUAAACAAUUUUCAAUCAGAUUCAAAGUAAAACAGUUAAAAAGAAGUUAAGGUGAGUAGCAAGAGAACUUAGCUUAAUGUUGAAAAGUAGCCUUGGAGGAAAGUAAUAUAUCCCAUAGAUAUGCUAGAUACCAAAAGACAUAUGGAGUUAUACAAUCAGCAUUUAUUGCAAGAAAAGAUGACUUAAGAAUUAGCGAAGGCAAGCUGCGAGAAAAGGUCUUAGUUCCUGAAUAAUAUAGACAAUAAUCAAACAGAUGACAGUAUAGAUUAGUCAAAGUAGCCUGACUAAUGA